Capsicum annuum is the source of this 1915-nucleotide messenger RNA. Its product is annotated as probable trehalose-phosphate phosphatase F. The record is from RefSeq and is a predicted model, not a curated record. Gene Ontology annotation, biological process: trehalose biosynthetic process. The transcript is spliced from 14 exons. The coding region runs from base 525 to 1583 and encodes 352 amino acids. Gene Ontology annotation, molecular function: trehalose-phosphatase activity. NCBI's taxonomy places the organism in Eukaryota, Viridiplantae, Streptophyta, Magnoliopsida, Solanales, Solanaceae.
UUCAUGCUUAUUCUAAUAUUCUAACUAGAAUUCAGAUUAUAUAUAUUAAAAAUCAGCUGAUAGAUUUUUAAUGCUUAUACAACUGUUCAUUUCCUUUAAUAUUGUUUCAAGUCAAAAUGGCGUUUGGAGUUUCAUUAGGCCAACUGCAACAUUUUAUAAUUUUGUUGUUAUAGACAACAAGUAAUCUUUACAUUUUAUAAUUUUGUUGUUAUAGACAACAAGUAAUCUUUACAUUUUAUAAUUUUGUUGUUAUAGACAACAAGUAAUCUUUACUGUUGAAUACUGUGGACAUGGAUUGUGAUAGUUGUGCAGAGUAGAAAGUACAGGCUAAUAUCAAAAUUCUAGGCCAAGGAUGUUGUGUGCCUUUAACUGCUAUUUGGCUAGGGAAAUGAGAUUUCAGGAAGCCGGUGCUUGAUGGGUAGUAUACUCGGGAGCAGUGAUAAGAGAACGCUAAAGAGGUGGUUUUUCAUUGACAAAAGGGUGGGAUAAAAAGAUUAGGGCCUUCAUUCUCCACCAGUGUUCUAAUGAUUCCGAGAAGGAAGCCAGGGAGGCUUGAUGAUGUUCGUUCUAAUGGUUGGCUUGAUGCAAUGAAGUCUUCGUCACCUCCUAGUAGGAAGGUUCAGAAGGAAUCAGGCAUCGAGGAUUUUUCUGAUGAUGCUAAAGGUGUUUACUCUUCUUGGAUGUUCAAGUAUCCAUCAGCACUUAGCUCCUUUCAGCAAAUUGUUAGCCAUGCAAAGAAUAAAAAGAUCGUUAUCUUUUUAGACUAUGAUGGGACUCUCUCUCCAAUUGUAGAUGAUCCUGACCGUGCUUUUAUCUCCGCUGAUAUGCGUUCUGCUGUCAGGGAUGUUGCGAAUCAUUUCCCAACAGCCAUCAUCAGUGGAAGAAGUCGUGAUAAGGUUUAUCAGUUGGUAGGACUAGCCGAACUCUAUUAUGCUGGUAGUCAUGGUAUGGACAUCAUGGUUCCAAUUAGAAAUGAGUUGUGCACUAAUGGUUCAUUUAUUAAAUGUACUGACCAGCAGGGCAAGGAAGUUAAUCUAUUCCAGCCUGCUCGUGAAUUUUUGCCUAUGAUAGACGAGGUUUACAGAAUCCUCGUCAAUAAAACUAAAGAAGUAGAAGGUGCAAUAGUUGAGAACCACAAGUUUUGUGCCUCUGUACAUUACCGUAACGUAGAUGAGAAUUGUUGGCCUGCUCUUGCCCAAUGUGUCCACGACGUUUUGAAAGGAUACCCUCGACUACGACAAACUCAUGGGCGGAAGGUUUUAGAGAUCCGUCCUAUAAUAGACUGGGACAAAGGAAAAGCCGUUGAAUUUUUGCUUGAAUCACUAGGUUUUAGAAACAGUCAUGAUGUGCUCCCUAUAUAUAUUGGCGAUGACAGAACAGACGAAGAUGCAUUCAUGGUUUUGAGGGGGAGAUAUCAAGGUUAUGGGAUUCUUGUUUCGGCUGUUCCAAAAGAGAGUAAUGCUAUCUUCUCUCUCAGGGAUACUUCAGAGGUCCAAGAAUUCUUGGGAUCUCUUGCGGAAACUAUGGAAAAUCAAGAAAUAUAUGAAAUGGAAGAGGGGGAUGGAACAAAAGGGAUACUAUAGAUAAGAACCUUUCAUUAUGUUACAAGUUUUUUUAUGAAUAAACUGAAGCCAAUUCUUACAAGUGGCCAGGAUUUUUCAGAAAAAGUCUUUCUACCUCCACAAGGUGGGAGUAAGGUCUACAUACACUCUACCCUCUGCAGACUCCACAUGUGGGAUUACUCUGCAUACGUUGUUAUAUUUGUCUUACAAGUGCAAGAAAUUUGUUUUCAUCUUUUGUGAUUCUUGUGUAUUCUCCUUUGGGUAAGGAGGGCACUGUUGAGUAAAAGGCCCUUCAUCCCUGAUUUAUUGUGAUGGUUAGUGCACUUGGAUCAAGUGUUUCAGAUGCUUUGCCA